Molecule: messenger RNA, 1149 nt
Organism: Chrysochloris asiatica (Cape golden mole)
Lineage: Eukaryota; Metazoa; Chordata; Mammalia; Afrosoricida; Chrysochloridae
Gene: PTGDR2
Product: prostaglandin D2 receptor 2
Exons: 3
Coding region: 40-1149 (369 amino acids)
Biological process (GO): positive regulation of cytosolic calcium ion concentration; inflammatory response; phospholipase C-activating G protein-coupled receptor signaling pathway
Cellular component (GO): plasma membrane
Molecular function (GO): complement receptor activity; G protein-coupled receptor activity
Source: RefSeq, a predicted model, not a curated record
AACCUCAGUGCCUCCUUCUCCCCACUGCAGAAUCCUGCCAUGGUGACCAACGCCACCAAGCUGCUCUGUCCUGUCCUGGAGCAGAUGAGUCAGCUUCAAAGUCAUAGCAAUUCCAGCAUGCGCUAUAUCGACUAUGCGGCGGUGCUGCUACACGGCCUGGCCAGCUUGCUGGGCCUGGUGGAGAAUGCGCUCAUUCUCUUCGUGGUGGGCUACCGCAUGCGCCAGACCGUGGUCACCACCUGGGUGUUGCACCUGGCGCUGUCCGACCUGCUGGCCACUGCCUCCCUACCCUUUUUCACCUACUUCUUGGCCGUGGGCCACUCGUGGGAGCUGGGCACCACCUUCUGCAAGGUGCACUCCUCCAUCUUCUUUCUUAACAUGUUCGCCAGUGGCUUCCUGCUCAGUGCCAUCAGCCUGGAUCGCUGCCUGCAGGUGGUCAGGCCUGUGUGGGCACAGAACCAUCGCAACGUGGCGGCGGCCCACAAGGUCUGCCUGGGACUCUGGGUCCUGGCCGUGCUCAACACUGUGCCCUACUUUGUGUUCCGAGACACCAUGCAGCGACGGGAUGGGCGCGUCAUGUGCUACUACAACGUGCUACUUUUGAACCCGGGGCUUGACCGCGAUGCCACCUGCAACUCACGCCAGACAGCCCUUGCUGUCAGCAAGUUCUUGCUGGCCUUCCUGCUACCACUGACCAUCAUCGCCUCGAGCCACACAGCAGUCAGCUUGCAGUUGCGUCACCGCGGCCGCCGGCGCACCAGCCGCUUCGUGCGCUUGGUGGCAGCCGUGGUGGCGGCCUUCACAUUCUGCUGGGGCCCCUACCACGUCUUCAGCCUGCUGGAGGCGCGCGCACAAGCCAACGAGGCGCUGAGGCCGCUGGUGUGGCGCGCACUGCCCUUCGUUACCAGCCUGGCCUUCGUUAACAGCGUGAUCAACCCGCUGCUCUACGUGCUCACCUGCCCGGACGUGCUGCAGAAACUGCGGCGCUCGCUGCGCACCGUGCUCGAGAGCGUGCUACAGGAUGACACGGAGCUAGGCGGCUCGGGAAGCAGUCGUCGCCGCCGCCGCCGCACCACUUCCACCACCAGCACGCCCCUCUUCCUGUCCACAAGGCCCCAAAGGCUCAGGACUCCCUCUGGUGUAGGGUGA